Molecule: messenger RNA, 450 nt
Organism: Bombina bombina (fire-bellied toad)
Lineage: Eukaryota; Metazoa; Chordata; Amphibia; Anura; Bombinatoridae
Product: cytochrome c oxidase subunit 7A1, mitochondrial-like
Exons: 4
Coding region: 140-388 (82 amino acids)
Biological process (GO): mitochondrial respirasome assembly; mitochondrial electron transport, cytochrome c to oxygen; regulation of oxidative phosphorylation
Source: RefSeq, a predicted model, not a curated record
CCCUUUAUGGCAUCUAGGACAGAUUUGUCCUGCUUCGCUUGCUCUACACUUGGCAGUAUAACUGGUCACCUGUUGAUGUCCUUGAAACAAGUUGCAAAGAGGACACCAAGAUCGGACAGUGACGGGAAAAGUCUGCAAAAUGAGACCUUGUCUGACUUUGGCACGUGGCUUCACACGAAGCUUCUCCACUUCCAGUCGGAGUCAAAUCCAGAACCGUGUUAUUGAGAAGCAGAAGAUAUUCCAGGCGGACAAUGACUUACCUGUUCACCUGAAGGGAGGUGCAACUGACGCCAUUUUAUAUCGUAUAACUAUGGGGAUCAGUAUUGUGGGAACAUGUCUCUCCAUCUUUUAUCUGUUCAAAGCAGCCCUGCCAAAGAAGGCAAAGUGAUACCAGAUUUCUGAGAGUGGAAGGAGGGUUAAAAAAAAACCAAUAAAGUCUGAAAAAAUGGG